UAGACAUUAAUCUAUUUAUAUACAAAAAUGACGUUACUAUUAUUGUUAAGGAAAAUGUUGGUGUUGUUAGGGCAAGUGCUACACAUACUGACUGGUGGUCUGUUUUUCGAAAUGAUAAUAGUAACGAAAAUGAAAGUGUUGUUGCAUCGAUUAACUCGUGGUUUGUUUGCGGAAACCACAACGGUAAAGGGAAUAGUGGUGUUAGUGGAAAAGGACAAGUUUAAGGAUAUGACUGCGCCUCUUUCCCCUAUUUCUGGAGAUCUAGUGACCGUCGAGCUCUACAGUCAGGAUGCUACGCUCUAGGGCGGAUACUCAUCAAAAUUGGAGAAAUGUAGUGAUCAUGAUGAUGAUCCUAAUCAUAAAGAGUACUCGAAAUUUAAAUUAAGUUUUACCAAUUGGAACGAAAUUAAAAUGGGAGUCCCUCCAGCAUUGAAAAUCACCAACAAUAAUAAGGAUGAGUUCUUGCUCAAGUAUAUUACCCUCAAGUAUACGGUAAAGUUCUUGUGCAACUCUUGGGUUUACCCACAAGAAAGAUACACAUACCCUCGUGUUUUCUUCACAAACAAGCCAUAUCUUCCAGAUAAUUCGGAACGUCACAAACUACAUAGGUUAAGAGAAGGUGAGCUUAGACAUUUGAGAUCGGAAAAUAAUAUAGGCGAGCUCAAAGAAUGGGACAGAGUGUAUGAUUAUGCGACGUACAAUGAUUUGGGCAAUAAUCGUCCAAUCCUUGGAGGGAAAGAUUUACCUUACCCUCGCAGAGGAAGAACUGGAAGACCCCUCACUCAUGAUGGUCAUGAGAGCAGGCCUGAUAAAAACCAAGUCAUAUACAUUCCACGUGAUGAACAAAUCAAUCACUUGAAGACGGAACCACCACCAUCAUCAGACACCGUUGCUAAAAUAAUUACAACAUUGUCUGAAGAUGAUACUGUACUUGAUGAUAACUACUAUCGUAGCUUCAGAGAAGUACUUGCGUUGUUUCAGGGUACAGGUUUACCUGUCCCUGGUGUAAUUGAAGCAGGUGAUGAAAAUGCAUGGAGAGAUGAUGAAGAAUUUGGAAGAGAAAUGAUUGCUGGUGUCCACCCUGUCCACAUUCGUCUUCUCAAAAAAUUCCCACCAAAGAGCAAGCUAGACAGAAGAAAGUAUGGUGAUCAAGAUAGCAGAAUUAGUGAGGACGAUAUUAUAAAAAUGUUGGAGGAUUUCAGUAGUGUAGAAAAGGCGAUCGAGCAAAAGAGAUUAUUUAUAUUAGAUCACCACGAUACAUUUAUGCCAUACUUGAAGAGAAUAAAUAAAACUUCGACAAAGGCUUAUGCAACUCGAACAAUCUUGUUUUUGACAAAAGAAGAGAAAUUGAUGCCUGUCGCCAUUGAAUUAAGUUUGCCAAAGGAUGGUCCUGAUGAAAACGGUGCAGAUAGCACAGUAUUUACCCCACCAUGUGACAAUAAUGAUCCUCAUAAAUAUGCCACUUGGCAACUCGCUAAAGGUUAUGUUGCUGUAAACGAUUCAGGCUACCAUCAGCUCUACAGUCAUUGGUUGAAGACACAUGCAGUGAUUGAGCCAUUUGUGAUAGCAACAAACAGACAACUAAGUGUAAUCCAUCCAAUCUACAAACUAUUGCAUCCCCAUUUUCGUGGUACUAUGAGCAUAAACGCACGAGCUAGAACCAUUCUUGUGAAUGCCGAUGGAACGAUAGAGAGCGUGUUUUUUCAAGGAAAGUAUGCAAUGGAAUCAUCAUCAGCAGUCUAUAAGAAUAAUUGGGCAUUUAAUAAGCAAGGACUCCCAGCAGAUCUUAUUCAAAGGGGAUUAGUAGAUGAAAAGACUAAAAAACCUUGUGAGCUAGUAAAGAACUAUCCUUAUGCUGUGGAUGGGUUAGAGAUAUGGAAUGCUAUCAAUAAAUGGGUUAAAGAGUACUGUGAUAUCUACUACAAGGGUGAAGAUAAGAAGGUGCAAAAUGACAAAGAGAUUCAGAAUUGGUGGAAAGAAAUCAAAGAAGUUGGUCAUGGUGACAAGAAAGAAUAUGAUGGGUGGCCAGAAAUGAAAACUUUUAAUGAACUCGUCGAAUCAUGCACCAUAAUCAUUUGGAUUUCUUCCGCUCUUCAUGCAGCUGUUAACUUUGGGCAGUACUCUUUUGCAGCAUUCUAUCCGAAUCGCCCCACAUUAAGUCGACAGUUCAUGCCUAUGGGGGGCACUACACUUGGCGUUGACGAUGAAGAAAGUUAUUUCUUGUCCACAUUUACUUCAAAAAAGCAAAGCCUUGAGAUGAUUUACCUUAUUGCGCAAUUGUCAAGCCAUGAAUCAGAUGAGGUUUAUCUUGGUAAGAAUGAAGAUGUUGAUUGGACUUCGGAUAAAAAAGCUUUGGACGCUUUCAAAAAAUUUCAAACACAACUUCGUGCCAUUGAAGAUGACAUUACGACUAAGAAUCAAAAUCAUGAGAAAAAUCGAUGUGGUCCAAUCCAAUUCCCAUACACUUUGCUCUUUCCUACGAGCGAACCAGGGAUUACAGCUAAGGGAAUCCCCAAUAGCAUCUCGAUCUAAAAAUGGUCUAAUUAAUUGUGUUGUUCUUCUUCAUAAUUAAUUAGUCUAACUUUUUCAUGUUUCUUUAAUUUAUUUCUCUCAAUUGUUGUGUUACCAAAGUUAUGUUUGUUAUGUUUGCCUUUCUUUUGUUCCCUAAUAAUUUUUGUGCU
Molecule: messenger RNA, 2681 nt
Organism: Cannabis sativa
Lineage: Eukaryota; Viridiplantae; Streptophyta; Magnoliopsida; Rosales; Cannabaceae
Product: linoleate 9S-lipoxygenase 1
Biological process (GO): lipid oxidation
Molecular function (GO): protein binding; metal ion binding; oxidoreductase activity, acting on single donors with incorporation of molecular oxygen, incorporation of two atoms of oxygen
Source: RefSeq, a predicted model, not a curated record